UACUACUUCCUUCACAUGCCAUAACACUUAAUUGGUUAUUUUGUGCGGCCUAUGAUGGCGGGCCAACUUGUGCCUAUAUUUUCAAAAAAGUAAACUUCAGCUUAUUAUUUUGUUUUUGUUUUGUGUGUUCCUUUCGGCAAAAGGAUUCUCUUUAUCGUCAUUUGUGUUUAUAUAUAAACGACAACCAGACAUCGCGACAAAAGCCCCCACGGAGGCAGCAAAUAAGGCAAAAUACCACAACUUAAAGGCUCUAUGAUGGAAUUUCCAAUUUCCUGGCAAAUAGUGUUCUUGAAAUUUUCGCUUUGUGUGGACUUAAGUUGCAUACGGUGCUGAGACGAAACACCGCUAAGAAGGAUUAUUUUCUGUGAAGUGACACCGAGUGAAUAUACAAGUCGAAGAAGAUUUCUGACCAUAUUCGGACUUUGAUUUUAAUGUUCUCCCUUGUGGGGAAUAGAUAAUGAAUGGUGUGAAAACACAGCCUCUUGUGGAACUGAAAAGGCAGCAAUGGGCUAAGGAAAGGGAAGAACUGGCUCGAAUGAACGAAAUGUUCUCUUCGCAUCACCAUCAGUCUUCGUCGUCGUCACACCGAUUUGAGCGUACUUCGAUACGCACCUACUACUCCAACCUGGACUUGAGUCAGUCGAAUGCCGCCAGCAGUAGGCAAAUGAAUCCUGUUGGCAGUAGCAACCUGCUUCAACGCGGAAACAGCUAUGACCUGCUGAAUGAUGGCGAUGCCACGUACACUGUGCAUCGAAAUCCCCAGGCGACCAACCAUCAAAGUCGAUAUUCAAAUGGGCUGACGGUGAAUGGAGGGCCAUCGCAAAAGGUGAAACAGCAACGCAUCAGGAGUCCUAGUUUACCUGCGAUUCGUCAUAGGGACUAUGCCCUGGCAAUGCGUAGAAAUAAUAACAACCAAAAUAACAUUCAAAGUCGACUAAACAAUCCCGGUUGCCAGGAGGAGGACACGUCGGGAUAUCUCAGUGAUUCCCCGAAAAACACCCACACUCCGGAUAUCUGGUACAACAACAACGACGACGACAACGUCGAUGGCCAUGGGAAUGAUAUCGAAACGGCAAGUAAUCGAUCCAGGCAAAACAACAAACGGGGUUAUUAUCAGCAGCCAAACAACAACGGGAACAAUAACUACCAUGGUAAUAAAGGAUACCUAGUGAGGAGCGAAAAAGUCCCAGAAAAUGUGAACAACGCCCUUGAGGCGAGCCAUGUCCUGGACAAUGGGGGCUAUCAGCCAAACUAUUAUAUUCCGCCAACGAGUCCUUCCAAUGCCAGUAGGGAUAUCUCAACAUCCAAUACAUAUCCAGUGUACCCGACGGAACCUCUGGAGUAUUACCCAAAAACUCGGGAGGAACGAGCGAAAUGGGGCAGCUACAAAUACAACAUGGCCGACAGUGGCAGCACAGCCAGUGGACCAGGAUGGCUGAGCCGGGGGCUUCACGAUUUGAAAGACAGCGAGGACGAUACCAAUUCAGUGCAGUCCCAUAUUCGGGGGCAGAAUGUCCCGCUAGACCCGUUGGUCCUGGCCGAGAGAAUGGACAAGCGUCGGAAGGCUGUAGAGUACCAUAACGCUAUCAAGCAGCAGCUUCAGGAGCGUGAACGUAUACGACAGUGGGAAAUGGAUAGGCACAUGCAAGAGGAACGUAUCGAAGAGGAACGCCUUGCCCGCCAGCGCCAAGUCGAAAAGGAGCGCUUGGAAUAUGAGCGUCACUUGCAGAUCGAGAAGGAAGAAGCUCAGAAGAAGAAACAGCAGAUUAUGUUGGAAGCAAUUACUAAGGCAGAGGUCGCGGCCAAGAUGGAAAAGCAACGCAAGCGACGGCAUAAAAUCCCGCCUCUUGAGGCAGCCAACAAUGGCAGCAGCAGCAGUAGCUUAGCAUACAGCAGUCCAAGUCGCAGUAGUGGUGUGAAAACUCUGGAAAACGAUUCUUCUACGAGUGGUACUAAUAUGAGAGGGGUUCAGCAUUUACCUGAGAAGAAGAUCAACAUGAUGGAACAACAUCAACACCAGCAACAACAAAGGAUUCCAGUGGAAACUCGUCAGUCUGAAAUAUUGCAAGUGCUUCCAAUCGAUGACGAUGAAGACGAACAAGCUAUUGGCCGAUAUCGGGAAGAGAAGGUAGCAGUUGAAGAACCAACUCGUGAUAUUCCUCCACCAGUGAUGAAUGUUCCUGCAGCAACCAGCUCUCCAAGGAAAUUCAAAGAAGAAGUAAAAUCCACAACUGUUGAGAAAAAGCUGCCCCAAGAGUUAGAAGAAGACGACGACAAGGAAGAAGAGAAAGUCCUAAUUGGAACUCCAAUUAACUUGCGCAAGAAUGUCAAGAAAAAGGUGGUCAAUCGUAUUGAAGCGAGCCAGGACAAUGAAAAUGUUGCUGUAAUGAUACAACCAACUACACUAAUUCCACUGCCAGUGACCACCGAUGUUUUUGGUCUCCAGAAUGUCAUUGGAAAUCUUCAGAUUGCAACAUACAUCAUGCAGCAUCAGUUAAAGGUCCCUCAAGGCGUAGAUGUAGGAAGCUCAAAAAUGUCAUGUGAUGAUGCGACUACUCAACGCUCGGAAAUGUCAACUACUGAGAGUAAGAUGACCCUAGCUGAUGAAAGUAUGUGCAUGUGUAACAUGUGUGGCAAAUGUCAUGAUAUGGAAUCCCACAGACAAAGGCACGAUACUGAUGUCUCCCCAGAAGACUCUCUAGAAAUUGAUCAACCAGCAGCUGUGCCAGUUGAAAUACCAAUACCAGCAGCAGAAGAAAAUCCUCCAUCAGGACAAGAAGUAGCUUUGCUAGACGGCAAGCAAGGAUCUAGUCCAGUAGGGGGCCUAACGGAUGACGAAGGUUUCAGAGAUGUUGAAACCCAAACGGAACUUCCACUGAAUUGCGACUUAUGUCUCUUCCACGACAAUUUCUACAAAGUCCUACUCAAAAGGGAAGUCUCCACCACAACUACAACACAAACUUCGAAAACCUCCAAAUCAAAGCCGUGUCAUGUUGAGAGCCCCACAGUUUCCGAGAAGGACCAUGAGACAACGACAACGACCACAACAACAACUACCACUACAUUUCGUGCUAAGGCCAAGGACAAAGACAAGGAUAAGGACAAAAAACGAAAGGAUAAAAUGGAUGCCAGACCCAAAUGGGGCGUAAACCGCCCAGUUGUUCAAUACGUUAAGGCCAGCGAUAGAGAUCCGUUUUGCCUACGAAACAAAAAACGUAACACAUCCAAGCCAAGUCGAAGUCAAUCCGUCGAUUCACGCUUAGACGUUGAGGAAGGAUUUCUGCUGAAAGCUCGUAACGUCUGCACCGAAAUACUGCCAAUUAAGACCGACGAGAAGGGUAGAAUUUUCUUGAACUUCCGUGAAGCCAGUGCCAUUAUGAAUGAAGAUGAAAUCAAAGAUAAAUUAAGGCAGAAAUAUUUUAGUUUUGGUAGAAUUUUACCAAGACGCAACUGGGCUUCAGCAACGAAUCAUGAUCUGAGCUUAAUGCAUCCUAGUGUUGACCUAGAAAUGGCUUGAGUUGCUGAUUUAGAUAAAAAAAAUAUGACAGGAGUUCUUAAACUAUAAUCAACACUUCUUAUGAUUUUUAGAAAAUAAUUUUCUACAUUUAUACUUUAAAGUAACCAAAUUUAAAAAAAGAACAAAAACUUAAAAACUUACCUAAUGUUUAUGUAGUUAUAAAAUAUUGAAAUAAUGUCGAAUAAAUUAUACAUUUUUAUUGCACUC
Messenger RNA from Eupeodes corollae, 3724 nucleotides. Its product is annotated as bromodomain-containing protein DDB_G0280777-like. The transcript has 4 exons. NCBI's taxonomy places the organism in Eukaryota, Metazoa, Arthropoda, Insecta, Diptera, Syrphidae. Gene Ontology annotation, molecular function: microtubule binding. Gene Ontology annotation, cellular component: cilium; microtubule. Bases 458 to 3517 code for a protein of 1019 amino acids. The record is from RefSeq and is a predicted model, not a curated record. Gene Ontology annotation, biological process: cilium assembly.